CCUCACCUGGGCAGGGACAGGGACUUUGCCUUCGUGGCGGGAGAUAAGGACACCUGUGUGCUCAAGUGUCACGUCUUUCGCUGCGAUGCUCCAGCCAAGGCCAUCGCCACAGCUCUGCACCAGAUGUGCUCCAAGAUGAUGUCAGAGAAGGCGCUGAUGAGGCCAUCUCGCUCUCUGACCAUGGAGAGUAUCUCACCUGAAGAUCUGCCCAGACAAGUUGAGUUUCUGGACGCUGUGCAGCAGCAGGUCCAGAAGUUUGACGUCCAGUACAUUGGAAACCUGCCGGUGUCCAGAGCCAUGGGUAUGGAGGUGUUGAACAGGGCGAUCGAGAGCAUCAUGAACUCCACAGACAGAGACGACUGGGAACCGACAGUGAUCCACGUCACUGACAACGUCCUGUCGCUGUGGAGGGGCGAGGAGGGGGAGGAGCCAGUCUGGGAGUGUCAAGUUCGCUUCCUUACUUUUCUGGGCGUUGGCCAUGACAGCCACACCUUUGCUGUGAUCGUGGACGGUGGCACGCAGCGAUUCGAGUGUCACGUGUUCUGGUGUGAACCGGAUGCAGGAAUCAUCUCUGAGGCUGUUCAGGCUGCGUGUAUGGUCCAGUAUCAGAAGUGUCUUGUGGCUCAGACUCCUCCUCCAAGGUCCAAGUCGUGGCGUGCAAACCCAUCAAAGGUCAAACGGGCCAACUCCAUGGACGGCGCCGCCUUUGCUCCUCUCACAUCCAGAUACCAUAGCAGCAGCAGCAGCUCCACCAUGAUGACACAGAGGAUAACGAAGGGCAACGGCAGCGUGAGGAAGGGGAUGAUGGCAUUUUUUGAAACAUUUCGCAACAAACAGACCGCCACGUUCUAAGGACAGGGGUAGGACCGUCAGAGCCAGAGGUGUGUGUCUGCCAGGACACUGAUGGUGAGGAAACGAUCAGCAACGACACCUGAUUGGCUGAAGUCAUGGCUCUGGUGGUCCAACUGGCUGAUUUUUUGCCUUCACAUCACCAGUGAUGCUGACGCUUGCCACAGUCGCUUGUCUCCAGGUGAUUGGACCUGAAACGUACGUGUCUGAACUUUCUCACCUGUCGCUGGAGCACAAUCAAACCUGCAGGUACGAACAGCAGGAGCGUCAGGUGACCAGGAUGUGGAUCAGACCAGGAAACAUCAACACGACGACCACCAACAUCACGUGAUCAAAACUGCGACUCAGGAUCAUGUGACCUUCAUUAAACAUUUAAACUGAAACAUGACACAGCGGCUGUGUCCGAAAUCACUCACCGAACUGUCCGAAUGUGUAGUGACAUUUUUUAUUCCCUAUAUAGUACACUCAUUAUUUCCCAUAAUGCAUCAUGAAAAAUAGCAAUAUCUACAAUCAUGCAUUGCACUCGUGGUGGAGGGGGUGAAAUGGGAUUGGGCCAACAUGGUUCACUGAAAAAUCUCUCAUCAUCUCCUCAGCACUAUGAUGGGGGGGUAAACAGAAUCAAAUACAACUAAAGUAACUGGUGACAAAAACAACACGCCUCCAUCCUGCUCCUGUGAUGUCAUCACCACAAGCCCCGACAUUCAAAUUCAACUUGAAUUUCAAACGAAGUUAUUUACAUCAAGUUUUAAGCCUAAAAAGUCCAAUACCUGAAGUGGCAACGCUAACGGACACGUGCCCUUUAGCAAGAGUGUGUGCGGUUUCCCGGUGUGCCCUGCGUGAACGCAGCUCCGAGGAGAUCACAGAGGACAUUUAGGCCUGAAACUUGGUGUAAAUGACCUCGUUUGUAGUUCAGGGUAAAUGUCGGGGCUUGUGGACACUUGAUGACAUCACAGGAGCAGAUAUGGAGACGUGAUGUUUUUCUGUUGAUUCAUUACGUCUGAAGAAUCUGUUGUCGGGUUAGUGAAUGACUGGGUGAUUUCAGACACAGCAUUAAACCUAGAAACGUGACCCUGGACGUUAGCGUGACCCUGGAUGUUAGCGUGACCCUGGCGUUAGGGUGACCCUGGA
Paralichthys olivaceus (Japanese flounder) is the source of this 1977-nucleotide messenger RNA. Lineage: Eukaryota; Metazoa; Chordata; Actinopteri; Pleuronectiformes; Paralichthyidae. The record is from RefSeq and is a predicted model, not a curated record.